This is a messenger RNA of Chelonia mydas (Green sea turtle), 5980 nucleotides long. It is a transcript of the gene SIN3B, whose product is annotated as SIN3 transcription regulator family member B. The transcript has 19 exons. The record is from RefSeq and is a predicted model, not a curated record. Gene Ontology annotation, cellular component: chromatin. Bases 20 to 3430 code for a protein of 1136 amino acids. Lineage: Eukaryota; Metazoa; Chordata; Testudines; Cheloniidae. Gene Ontology annotation, molecular function: transcription corepressor activity. Gene Ontology annotation, biological process: negative regulation of transcription by RNA polymerase II.
CCGGUGCCCGACUCCCAUCAUGGCGGCGGGGGGAGGUGGCGGCCGGGGGGCCAGUGGCCCCAGAUGGGGCGGGGGCCGGGCCGGCGGGGGCGCGGCGCAGGAGAAACUGCCGGUGCAUGUGGAGGAUGCACUCUCCUACCUGGACCAGGUGAAGAUUCGCUUUGGCAGUGAUCCCGCCACCUAUAACGGCUUCCUGGAGAUCAUGAAGGAAUUCAAGAGCCAGAGCAUUGAUACUCCUGGUGUAAUCAGGCGGGUUUCUCAGCUGUUUCACGAACAUCCCGACCUCAUUGUAGGAUUCAAUGCUUUCCUCCCUUUGGGCUACAGAAUAGAGAUUCCAAAGAAUGGGAAGUUAAGUAUACAGUCGCCACUGGCUAGUCAGGUGUCAUCAGAGCCCGUUCCAAGUGCUCACCCGGGUGGUGGGUUAUUGUUACAUUAUUGUCAGGAGAAUUCUCACAACCACAGCGACUGCUCUGAGGAGUUCCGGCAGCAACUUCCAUACAAAGAAGAUAAAUCUCAAAUCUCCUUGGAAUCUGAUUCUGUAGAGUUCAAUAAUGCAAUAAGUUACGUGAAUAAGAUCAAAACCCGUUUUCUUGACCAUCCUGAAAUCUACAGAUCAUUCUUAGAAAUUCUUCACACUUACCAGAAAGAACAGCUGAACACUAAAGGCCGACCCUUUCGAGGCAUGUCAGAGGAAGAAGUGUUUACUGAAGUAGCAAAUCUCUUCAGGGGACAGGAGGAUCUACUCUCUGAGUUUGGACAGUUUCUCCCUGAGGCUAAAAGAUCUUUGUUCACAGGAAAUGGGCCAUGUGAAAUAAACAGGGUCCAGAAAACUGAUCAUGAAAAAAAUCUGGAACAUAGUAAAAAGCGAUCCAGACCACUACUGCUGCGUCCUGUUCCCAGCCCAGCAAAGAAGAAAAUGAAACUGCGAGGUACCAAAGAUCUGUCAGUUGCGACAGUGGGAAAAUAUGGAACGUUGCAGGAGUUUUCUUUCUUCGAUAAGGUGCGCAGGGUACUGAAGAGUCAGGAAGUGUAUGAGAACUUCCUCCGCUGUAUCGCACUCUUCAAUCAGGAGCUAGUGUCAGGCUCAGAGCUUCUCCAGCUAGUCACCCCAUUUUUAGGGAAAUUCCCAGAACUCUUUGCACAGUUCAAAUCCUUCCUUGGAGUGAAAGAGCUUUCAUUUGCUUCUCCGCUGAGUGACCGAUCUGGGGAUGGAAUGAGUCGGGAAAUUGAUUAUGCUUCCUGCAAACGCAUAGGGUCGAGUUACCGGGCUCUUCCAAAAACCUAUCAGCAGCCAAAAUGCAGCGGAAGAACAGCCAUUUGCAAGGAGGUAUUAAAUGACACUUGGGUCUCAUUUCCAUCCUGGUCUGAAGACUCUACAUUUGUCAGCUCAAAGAAGACGCCCUAUGAGGAACAGCUGCAUCGCUGUGAGGACGAACGGUUUGAGUUGGAUGUUGUCUUGGAAACCAAUCUGGCCACAAUACGCGUGUUGGAGAGUGUUCAGAAAAAGCUGUCUCGGAUGUCUCAAGAGGAUCAGGAGAAAUUCCGAUUGGAUGAUUGCUUGGGAGGAACGUCGGAAGUGAUCCAGCGCAGAGCCAUCUACCGUAUCUAUGGUGAUAAAGCGCCAGAAAUCAUUGAGAGUCUUAAGAAAAAUCCGGUUACUGCGGUCCCUGUAGUUUUAAAAAGGUUAAAAGCAAAAGAGGAGGAAUGGCGGGAAGCCCAGCAGGGCUUCAACAAGAUCUGGCGGGAGCAGUAUGAGAAGGCGUACUUAAAGUCCCUUGACCACCAGGCCGUCAACUUCAAACAAAAUGACACCAAAGCCCUGCGCUCCAAGAGUUUGCUGAAUGAGAUUGAGAGCGUCUACGAUGAGCAUCAGGAGCAGCAUUCAGAGGGAAGAAGUGCCACCACGAACGAGCCUCACCUCAUCUUCAUCUAUGAGGAUAAACAGAUUCUGGAAGAUGCAGCUUCACUCAUUAGCUACUAUGUGAAACGACAGCCCACUAUCCAGAAGGAAGAUCAAGCCACCAUUCGGCAAAUAGUCCAUCACUUUGUACCGGAGCUGUUUUUCUCUCCGCUCCCUGACCACAAUGUUUCUGAAGAGUCAACUGAUGAGGACAGAGAAAACCAUCAGGGACAGACCCUGGAUGCUCCUGAGCUACGAAAGAAACAGGUGCCAGGGCCGCCGAGCAGCCCUCUGGAGGAGAAAGCCGGGUUCUGUGAUGCCGCUGUGGCUGAGUCUCACAAACCCCUGGACGAUGUGUAUAGUCUGUUCUUUGCCAAUAAUAAUUGGUAUUUCUUCCUCCGCCUUCACCAGACUCUCUGCUCAAGGCUCUUAAAGAUUUAUCGUCAGGCUCAGAAGCAGCUUCUAGAGUAUCGGACUGAAAAGGAGAGGGAGAAACUCCUCUGUGAGGGAAGGAAAGAAAAGUCCAAUGAUCCAGCCAUGGAACUGAGAUUGAAACAACCAAGUGAGGUGGAGUUGGAGGAAUACUACCCAGCAUUCUUGGAUAUGGUGAGAAGUUUGCUGGAUGGGAAUAUUGACCCCACACAGUAUGAGGACACUCUGAGGGAGAUGUUCACUAUCCACGCCUACAUUGGCUUCACCAUGGACAAGCUGGUGCAGAAUAUUGUCCGCCAGCUUCACCAUCUUGUGAGUGAUGAUAUCUGCCUGAAGGUUGUAGAGCUCUACUUAAGUGAGAGAAAGCGAGGUGCUGCUGGAGGCAACCUAUCCUCCAGGUGUGUCCGGGCAGCCAAGGAGACCAGCUAUCAGUGGAAGGCUGAGCGCUGCAUGGCAGAUGAGAACUGCUUCAAGGUAAUGUUUCUUCAGAGGAAAGGGCAGGUGAUAAUGACCAUCGAGCUACUAGAUACAGAAGAGACCCAAACAGAAGACCCUAUGGAGGUUCAGCACUUGGCUAACUACAUGGAACAGUACGUUGGGGUGGAGGGCGUCCCAAACAACCAGAACGAUGGCUUCUUACUGAAACCGGUCUUUCUGCAAAGGAACCUUAAAAAAUUCCGCAAGUGGCAAUGCAAGCAAGUGAGAGCUCUGCGGAGUGAAGUGAAGAGUUCCUGGAAGAGGCUGAUCGGGGUGGAGAGUGCAUGCAACAUGGACUGCAGGUUUAGGCUCAACACCCACAAAAUGAUGUUCAUCAUGAACUCUGAGGAUUACAUGUACAGGCGGGGGACUCUCUCCCGAGCUAAGCAGGUGCAGCCCAUGGUUCUGCUCAAGCACCACCAACAGUUUGAGGAGUGGCACAGCAGGUGGCUAGAAGAGAAUGUUACUGUGGAGGCAGCAGAACUGGUUCAAGACUGGCUAAUGGGCGAUGAGGACGAGGACAUGGUCCCAUGCAAAACAACUUGUGAGACGGUGAAUGUCCAUGGGGUCCCCGUGAAUAGAUACAGAGUCCAGUAUAGUCGCCGUCCAGCCUCACCAUGAGCAGAGACUCAUCCACGUGACCAUGCCAAGCAGGAGCUUUGCCGGCAAAACACUUUUACUCUGAGAAUAGUGGUGGGAAUGCAAUGUAUGUAUUAAUGAUAUUUAUCCAAACAGCAUUUUACUUUGGGUUAUGAUGUAUUUUCCAUAUGGCAUAGAAUUGUCUCCUUGCAGUGUAAUCCUCCAGGCCAUGUCAUUGUGAAGAGCGCUAAAGCCAUUCCUGGAAGAGGGCUCUUAGCAUUGCCACUCUGUAUAGUAGCUUUCUAGCUUCAGGCCUACCACAAGUCAGCCGGAGUGGGAAAGGCUGAGCAAGGUGGGCUGUCUGCUUGGGCAGUGCCAAGUGCUCAGCUCCAGAAGAGCUGCCAAAGGCUGCUGCGUUGGAGGAACAGGGCAAGCUGGCCUGGCUGCUUGCAAGGGUGGCUGAGGGGGCUGCAUGCUCUAGUCAGUGUAGAGCAUGAUGGGUGCUAGAGCUGAUCCUGGCAGCUGCCUCAUCUUUUUGAAGUGUUUAAUGUUUCAUGUCCCUCUGCAUUUCAUGCCAUGCCUCAGUCUGCAGAACUUCUUAAUAGAACCCCUCAGGGCCAGUGGGCCCAGAGCACUGGCUUUGCCAUGGGUGCAGGUACUCAAUUGCGUUAUCUGUUCAUACUAAUGAAGCUAUGAAUGCCACGUGCGUUACUGCUGCUGUGGUGGAGAAAUGCCAAAUCUUGAGACCUCAAGGGAGGGAAAUGAGACCCUCGAAUUUUAAAACAGCUAGAUUGGCUAAGAGUUUCAGAGCAGGCGCUAAUCAGAAAUGGCUCCAUGGGCUGCAUUGCUGAGCAAGUGAGCCCAGGCACAUUCUCUGCCUCCGCAGAGAAUUCUGUAUUGGAUCCCUUGUUGAUCUUUAUAAAACUGUGUCACACUGCAAUAUCCUGCCUUCUCAUUUCAGGAACUGCUUGAAGCUGGAAUAAAAUCCAUGAGGAGGUCUGGGUUUUUGUUUGUGUUUUGCAUGCUGAUGGACAGCCUCUGGAGACUCUGUGUUGCAGACACAUAUCUUAGUACUGCUGGGAUAGUAACACUUACAAAGUGGAUCAGUAGAUGGAGCUCUUAAAGCAUGUUUGCAUUGGCUUGGAGGGUUUCCUAGAUACUGCUCUUUUGCUGAUGUCUGUACAGAUGCUCUCUUUUGCAGUGACACACAGAAAUGUGUAUUCAUGGGAGGAUUCUGUCCAGGCAUAAACAGUGUAGACAAGCUAUUCCAUUGACACGUUCUGUACCUCUUCCUGAACUCUGCCAAAAAAAACAAACCACCCACCCACCCACCGGGCUCUGAACCACACAAAACUUUACAUUCAUCUUCUGACUUAAACCUAGCAAAAGAACCAGAAAGUUCAGAGUCAAGGCAGCCCUGCAACCCCAUCCUGACUUCACUUGUGUAUUGCAGGAGCCUGGGAAUAUCACAUAAUCCUGUGUAAAAUACAUUGUGUCAUGAGGCAAAUCUAGCUUCUUUUCAGCCCUGACUCCAAGGACUCCUGGACAUUUGUGGGGGUGGAGGGGGAAUUGGACCCCCAAAUGUGUUUGUUUCUGUGGUUUGGUUUUUAUGGUUAUAAUUUCUGCUGGACCCAAGUAGCAGCCUAUGGGAGUCGUGCUAUGUUUACCCCACUGUACUGCAUUUGGUUUCACAGUUGUCUCACUUGACAGCAGAAGAAAUGGGCCAUUUGUGCGCAUUUGACCUAAAACUGUACCAGUUGUUUCUUUUUUGCAAGAUAAUCUGUGAGUGGGAGGCAGCAAGGCUGACCAUUUGGCAUUUGUGGCCACAUGCACAUCCAUUGCCAGCGCUUUGUACCAUGAACCCAAAUUCUUAUUGUCCAGGGCUCAACUGAUGCCAGUGGCAGAAAUUAUAUGAAGUUUUUUCAAAGCCCUUGGCUUGUUUUAGGUAAGGGAUGGAGCUCUGUAAGAGGUUAGGAUAGAUCUGACUAGUGCAACAUCUCUUUUGCCUCUACACAGCUCUACAAACACACCUCAGUCCUGUUCAACACUCUGCUGUCCCAAGCAGAGAUGACCAACUGUGCCAAAUUUUGUUAUGGUUUUGUGAUACAGACAAAUGUUUACUAGAAAGUAGCUUGCAACUUGUGGCUUAAAAUGCAAUUGAUUCCAAGUCUCCCAGGGUGCGUAAGGCUAAUACACGCAUGGACCCUGGUCAGUCUCCCCAACAUUUUUAAGUGUACUUCAGGUAUUUUUACGCAUCCUUAUUUUGUAAACCUUAAUUUAUAAUCUGAAUGGAUUAAGUGAGAAUUUCAUCAUUUACAGCACUAUUGUCUCAAAUGUGAUAGUAGCAAAUGAUGUGAAUGAAACAAGUGGGUGGUGCCAAUGUGUUUGAGAGCGGCCUGCUAACGUUUGAGAUUUCAGCAUUUGAACGCUGUCUAUCUUCUAGCAUGAAAUUGAUUAAAGAAAGUUUGUUCUUCCAUUUUUUUGAAGGAUCUUUGCUUUGGGGCUUGUAAUUGCUUUGCCAGCUCUUUGAAUGUAGUUUUUUUAUAUUUAUUUGCACAUUCAAGUAAAAUAAAAUAUUGAUUUUAAAAGUCA